UCAACAUCCAGCAUCAUACUACUUCGACUGGCGCAACCAUCCACGAUGGCUCAAAGCAUCACUAUUGAUCCCAAUGACCUCCAGCCCCCGACAAGACACCCUCCGUCCUCUGUCGACCUUCCAUCGAAGCUUCCCCCAGCCAAAGAAAGCAGGGUCCAUCCCGCCAAACCAGGUGGGGAGAAUGCGUCGAUAUACUUCGUUGGCACUGCCACGACGAUCAUACAAUGGCAUGGAAUCCGCAUCAUGACUGAUCCCAACUUUCUUCACGCAGGAGACCACGUCCACCUCGGCCCUGGCGUAUCCUCGACUCGAAGGACGAAUCCGGCUGUAGACUUGGAAGAGCUACCGCGGAUCGAUUUGGUGCUUCUAUCUCAUUAUCACGGCGAUCACUUCGAUCAGAAAGUCGAAGCCUCCCUUCGUCGCGACCUUCCCAUCGUUACGACGCCCCAUGCCAAAUCCAUUCUGACUUCUAAAGGAGAAGACUCGUUCACGAGAGUAUCCAGCGUGGAGGUAUACGAGCAGCUUACAGUCGAUAUCAAACACAACCAGAGUGACGCACAGCGACAGCAACGGCCCAAGCUUCGGAUAACCGGUAUGCCAGGGAAACAUAUCCCGGUUGGAAAGCCGUUAGAGAAGCUGAAUGAGCUGGUUGGGGCGAUCCCUCCUACAAACGGAUGGAUGCUCGAGCUAGGCUACGGUGAUAACGACAACGACAACGCAAGCAGUUUCACCUCCGGUUAUAGAAUCUACAUCUCAGGGGACACGCUCAUGUUCGAUGAUCUCAAGGAGAUUCCCCGUCGGUAUGCAGGACAACCGAUCGACCUGAUGCUGGUCCAUCUAGGUGGCACGACAGUACCCUCGCCGGCCAUGUUGCCAUUAGCAAUGAUGGUAACCAUGGACGCGAAACAGGGAGUGGAACUGAUCAAGUUGAUUCGACCACAGGUGACUAUCCCCAUUCAUUAUGAUGACUAUGACGUGUUUGCAAGCUCGUUGGAUGAUUUCCGGGCGCAAGUGCAAGCCGCUGGGUUGAACGGGGAGGUUGUGUAUCUGGACCGGGGAGAUGAAUAUCAGUUUCGUGUGUCGUAGGAUAAGAACAGUGAAUGGAUGGAAGGGAUGGCAAGAGGCAAAAAAGAACUUAGUUCACAUCUCAACCAGGGCUGACCACGGCAUCGCACCCCGCCAAUCAGCACCUCUCGAUCU
This is a messenger RNA of Aspergillus vadensis CBS 113365, 1200 nucleotides long. Its product is annotated as MBL fold metallo-hydrolase. The record is from RefSeq and is a predicted model, not a curated record. The transcript has 5 exons. Lineage: Eukaryota; Fungi; Ascomycota; Eurotiomycetes; Eurotiales; Aspergillaceae. Bases 46 to 1086 code for a protein of 346 amino acids.